Messenger RNA from Aureobasidium namibiae CBS 147.97, 1470 nucleotides. RefSeq names its product MFS general substrate transporter. Gene Ontology annotation, molecular function: transmembrane transporter activity. The coding region runs from base 1 to 1470 and encodes 489 amino acids. The record is from RefSeq and is a predicted model, not a curated record. Gene Ontology annotation, biological process: transmembrane transport. The transcript is spliced from 5 exons. Lineage: Eukaryota; Fungi; Ascomycota; Dothideomycetes; Dothideales; Saccotheciaceae.
AUGAGUCCCCGACAGAAUAGACAGGAUGAGCGAGAGCCUUUGCUUCAAAACGGUCAUGUCGAUGGUGGAGAAGGCGGAGAUAGUCGCGAGGUCAUCUCGUUCUCAAAGAACGAUGCCGGUAAUCCAAGAGAGUGGCCCAGGAGGAAGAAGAUGACCAACGUUGCUAUUAUCGCCUUGAUGGCCAUUCUUUCGCCUCUGGCAUCAUCCAUGUUCAGUCCUGGUAUUCGACAGAUAGCCGAUGAUCUCAACACGACCAAGGAUGCUGUUAUCGGCUGUACUACUGGAUUCGUGAUCAUGCUUGGUAUCGGACCUCUCAUUCUGGCUCCUCUCUCGGAAACCUUUGGAAGAAGAAAGGUCUAUAUCUACUGUUACACUGCAUUCUCCAUUCUUCAGAUUCCGGCUGCGCUUGCUCCUAAUAUCGCCACCUUGCUCGCUGUCAGAACCAUCUCAGGUUUCUUCGGUGCUGUGGCCAUCGCGAAUGGCGGUGGAACUAUUAGUGACAUGUUUGUACCAGAAGAGAGAGCCGGUGUUUUCGGUUGGUAUCUUCUGGGACCACUACUCGGUCCUACACUUGGGCCGCUCUUUGGAGGUAUCAUUGUGCAGCGUGCAGGCUGGCGCUGGAUCUUCUGGACUACCACAAUAAUCUGCUUCCUCAACACCAUAGUCGGCUACUUUUUCCUGUACGAGUCCUACGCACCCGUCCUACUCAGUCGCAGAAAGGCCAGCAUGGAGUCUGAGGAAGGAGCGAUCGGCAAAUACCGCUAUGAAGGGGAAGACGACAGACCCCUCAAAAACAAGUUGGCUCACUCCCUAAAGAGGCCCUUCAAAAUUAUUACCCAACCUAUCGUCCUUAUCAUGAGCGCCUACCAAGCCCUGAUUUUUGGGACAACCUAUAGCAUCUAUACCAACAUGCAAGCCAUCUUUGAAGGCGAUUAUGGCUUCACAACCGAACAAGUCGGUCUCCUAUACCUCGGACCCGGCCUCGGAUUCCUAACUUCAGUCUGGUUCCUCGUACCACAAAUCGAUCGCGUAUACAAGGCUCUUGGCAAACGCAACAACUGCGAUCCGGUCCCUGAAUACCGUCUGCCUUUGGCAAACAUCGGCGCUGUCCUGAUUCCUGUAUCUCUGUUCUGCUUUUUCUGGGCAGUGGAGAAACACGCACACUGGGCUCUCGCCAUCACUGCUACAUACUUCUACGGUGCAGGGCAAGUGAUGAUCUUGAACUGUACGCAGAAUUACUACAUUGAUUCGUUUGAGAAGUAUGCUGCUUCUGCUAUCGCUGCUGGUGCGGUGUUUAGGAGUCUGUUCGGUGGCAUCGUGCCUUUAGUCGCACCUUCUUUGUUCAAGGCGCUGGGAUAUGGUUGGGGUGGCAGUGUGUUUGGGUUCCUUGCGCUUGCUAUUGCCCCUGCGCCUCUUUUGUUCUACAGGUAUGGCCAAGCGAUUAGAGAGAAGUUUAAGAUUGAGCUGUGA